Cantharellus anzutake is the source of this 660-nucleotide messenger RNA. RefSeq names its product N-terminal domain of NEFA-interacting nuclear protein NIP30-domain-containing protein. The transcript has 5 exons. Lineage: Eukaryota; Fungi; Basidiomycota; Agaricomycetes; Cantharellales; Hydnaceae. The record is from RefSeq and is a predicted model, not a curated record. Gene Ontology annotation, cellular component: nucleus. The coding region runs from base 1 to 660 and encodes 219 amino acids.
AUGGCAGACGCAGAUAUUCCAUCCAUCUCAUCGGGACCUGUAGGCUCUCGCUUUGUUUCCCAAACGGAGCUCGAUCAAGCUAGGGAAAAUCGUGAAGCCCAAUGGAAAGCAGCUUAUGCACGACUGGGCCAAGAACCCCCUGCACGAGAGGACGCUGAGUAUGAUGGCCGAUCGCUGUACGAGCAAAUUAAACAAGAUGAAUGGGAAGCGAAGAAUAAAUUAAGUAACCAAUUUCGCGCUUUGGAGGAAGAUGAAGUGCUUUUUCUUGAUGCUGUGAGAGAAGAACAACGGGCAGAGGAACGAGCUCGUCAGGACAAGGACAGCGAAGAAGUUCAGAAUUUCAAAGCGGCAGUGGCAGCUCGUGAAAAGGCACUGACGGAGCCUCCUAUACCAAGUCCCAUCGCUGCAAGCGAAACAACAGUACCGGCAAACCAUCCCGUUAGCAAGAAAGAGCCGCCUCCGAAAUUGAAGUCUUCAUUCGGAAAGAAGGACCAGAAGGCCCUCCUGAAGGGUAUCAUAAAAAAGAAGACUGCGAACGCAAAAUCCUCCGUCACGCCUGAUGAGUCAUCAAAGGCUGGUGAGAAGCGUGCAGCCAAUGCUGUUGAAAAAAGUUCAGACGGCAGCCCAGAUGCUAAACGGUCAAAAAAGGGGGAGACUUGA